This is a messenger RNA of Pelmatolapia mariae (spotted tilapia), 4940 nucleotides long. It is a transcript of the gene pbxip1a, whose product is annotated as pre-B-cell leukemia homeobox interacting protein 1a. NCBI's taxonomy places the organism in Eukaryota, Metazoa, Chordata, Actinopteri, Cichliformes, Cichlidae. Bases 250 to 2946 code for a protein of 898 amino acids. The record is from RefSeq and is a predicted model, not a curated record. The transcript is spliced from 10 exons. Gene Ontology annotation, cellular component: membrane.
GGGGCAGCCUGCUUAACAGCUGGGCCUGAGUGAGAACGCGGAAGAGUGGGAGUGGGAAUAUUCAGCCAACCAUCCUUUGUUUACCAUCAUGAGUGAACCUUGAAUUUGGUUGCUACAACAACCACAGCCUCCCAGCAUUUACCUCUUAUAUGAGCAAACCAGAACCUUAGCGCGCGCUAGCGUUGCCGAUAAGAUUUUUAAAGCUCAAUCUGUCCCGUGUGCUGUGCCAAGUUAAGCCUGACGGGGGCGAUGUCUGACAGCAGCAACAGCACAGGCAGCACAGGCUCCUCCACCAACAGCUGGACCCUCCUCUCCCCCGAGGAAGCUGCCAUUGAGAAUGUCGGGCCCGUGGAUGAUGGCACAGAGAGCCUGGGGGAUGUCCCCAGUCUCUCCGAGGAGGUGGCAGGAGCUGCUGUGGAGUUCAAACCCGUUGGUAUCCCCAUAGAAACUGUACUAUCUGAAGAAGGCCACCAGGUGUGUCAAGAGACCUCUCCAGAGUCCAGUGAGGGUCCUGUCCCUUCUAGUCCAUCCCGUAUGAGCCCUCUCCCACCCAGCCUUCUUGACCCACCAGAUGUGGAUUUGGAGAGUCAGCCUCCAGUUAUCCAUGACAUUGUAACCAGUUCUCCCAGUGACAAUGAGCACCUAGGUGCCAUGCCAUUUGUCACCAACAUUGACAUGGGGGCUCCACUGGAUAUUACAGCUGUUGAAGUCCCCCCAUUCGAGUCCGAGGAGUCCUGCUCUGCACCUCUGAUGACUGAGAUCCCCAUCUCUGCAGAGCAUGAGCUCCAGAAGCCUGCUGAUGUUGGACUGAUUCCCGCAAGUCCUCCUGGGGAGAGUCAAGUCUUCAGUGCUGAACCCGAGGUUAACAUCCCCACCGAGACCCUUACAGCCACGGAUCCCCCGUCUCAUGUUGAAGCUGAUAUCAGCUUUGUUCCAGACAGCACAGAGUCACAAAGCCCAGUCCCUGAGAGCCUGAUGACAGAACAUCCUACUGAUGAAAGUCCUGCACCAGAGACUGUUGGUUCAGCUGAGGCAGAUGAGGAGGCGGCUGUUAAAAAUGAGCCUGCAAAGCCAUCAGAGCCAGUGAGGCAAGAUGAGAGAGACGAUGAAGAAGAGCCUUCCAUUAGGUAUGACUCGGGUGACAGUGGCAGCUUUGAUGAUGGACUGCGGCGGAGAAAUGUGCCCACCUUUGAGGCACAGAGACUAAGAACAUCAGACGAGGAGGAUGAGGAAGAGGAAGUAGAAUUCAAGCUGGCUGAGAAGAAGGAGGAAAAGCCAUGGUUCUCCUUGAACAAAUGCAUUGUGGGUGCUCUGGUCUUGCUAUUUCUAGGUUCCCUCUUUCUCUCAGGUGACUUUGACGCCUCCGAUUUGAGUGACGGAGAACAAAGCCAGGACGGGCUUAGCAGUGAUCCACAGGAUAUGAAAGAGCUAUUGGAUAAACUGACACAGGAAAACCAACAAAUCAUUCAGCUAGAGGCUCAACUUCAGUCUAAGAAAGAAGAACUUGACUCAGCACUGAAGGCGUUAGCAGCAAGUGGCGAUAAAAAGGGUGAAGCAGAUCUGGAAAAAGAAAAUGCAAAGCUGAAGGAGGAGCUGUCAUCUCUGCCAGAGCUGAAGAAAGAGCUCGAGACUCUCAGAGCCAGAGUGACUGAACUCAGCCAGCUCGCAGCUGAUCAGGAAAUACUUCCAGCUGCAUCUAGUUCGGCCCCACAGCCUGAAGACAAAGAUGGUCAAAGUAACCAGAAAACACCUGGACCAGAGAGGGGGAGGGACGCAAAGCAGGGAGGAAGGCUGAAGGAAGAGCUCCAGCGGCAGAAGGUUCUUUUGGAGGAGAGCAAGAAAAGGCUGGACGCAAUGAAAAAAGAUGGAGGCAAGAGAAAACAGGUCAGGGAUCACUUGGAGGAGAUCCAAAGGAAACUCUCCAAAGAAGUUGAGAUGUGGGGGAAGAAGAAGCCCCAAGAGUCCAAAUGGAAAGGGAACAAAGGCAAACACAAUGAGCGGGACCACUACAAGAAAGAGGAGAGGGGAGGAGAGAAAGGGUGGAAGCACAACAACGAGGGAGAAUGGAGGGAUAAAGAAGAGAAGAAGCAGAGAAAGGGGGAAAAAGAGUGGAAAGAUAAGGAGGGCGAAUGGAGGCACAAAGACAAGAGGGAGGGACGAGGAAAAAAAGAGUGGAAAGACAAGAAGGAGGAAGACUGGAGGCAUAAAGAUGAGAGGGAGCAAAGAGGAGAAAAACAGUGGAAAGACAAGAAGGAGCAAGACUGGAGGCACAAAGACGAGAGGGAGCAAAGAGGAGAAAAACAGUGGAAAGACAGCAAAGAGGAAGGGUGGAGAGACAAAGAGGAGAAGAAUGAGAAAGACUGGAAGCCUCAAAAGCAAAACUCUCAUAAAGAGGCUUGGAGGAAACACCAGGACGAGUGGGAGAGCAAGAAGGGUGAGAGGAGAAUGGACAGAGAGGAGAGGAGGAAGGAGAAACCGUGGCACAGCCGGUCUGCUAAAAACCACCAGCAUCACCAUCAGCAGCCCCGCCAUCCUCAUCAGCACCACAACAACGAUUUCUGGAGAGACCAGGAGCAAAAGCUCCAACGCAACGUCCGUCCCCAGCUGGGCUGCACUUCCGUGGAGGACUGCGCCAGCAAGGAGGGGCUCUAUCCAGUGGAGCUGUCCGAGUUUGAGGAACUUCUGGAGGGCUACCUGAGCAAGCUUGAAAGGUCAUCAUCAGAGAGCAAGGAUAGGUUCAGGAGGCUGACUGCAGACUACUUUGAGGACGGCAUGUUCAUCCACGACAGGAUUCGUUUCAGCGACUUUGCUGAGGAUGUGGCAGACAUUUUGGAAGACAUGGUGGAUGUUUUAGAGGGCGACGGGAAGGAGGACGACGACUCCCUGGAGGAGGAGAUGGAGGAGUUUGAGCGAGAAGCCCUGUGGAAGUUUGCUGCCACGGCUUAAAAAAACGGACGCAGAGAGGAAACCAGUGGUGGUUUUAUAGGACAUUUCUUGCCUACCUUCUCUUCGGAGCUGUAAUAGUAGUAGCUUCUGGCACAGAGUGGUUGUGCCUCUCAUAAACAUGUCUCUCUGAGUCUGUAAUUAUAAGCUAGACUUGUAUUUGUCAUCUUGGACUUAGUCGUUGUUACCUACCUCUGUCGAGUCAUGCAUCCUAAAUCAAAGUCCUUCAGUAAUGUGUUGUGUGAAUUUCCUCUGCUGUUUAGUGCUUUACACACGUGUAGUGCAUGUUACAGUUCAUUAUAAUGUCAGUUUAAAUUGAUCACACAGAUCACAGAAGAUGGUAUUUGCAAAUAACCAUCAGCACAGCUUAUAUACCGUUAUAUAAGUUGUGAAUAGGAAAAAAAAGGGGGGUUUAUUUAUGUCAUUUCAUCUUGUAUGGGAGCCUGACUAAUCUCUACUCCAAGCAGGUUAAAAAAAUACUGGAAUGUUUUUGCAGAUAGCAUUUAUCCCUGCUCGGGUGUGACUGUCCAAUCCCAGAGGAUGAGAUCCCGGUCCUUUCAGUGAUAACAAUCAGAUCAGGUCGGACCAGUUUUCUGUCAGCAGCUCUUUAUUUGGCCAAACACACACAGAGGACUGCCUGAGAGGGCCUGAUUUCUAGAUUUGAAGAACUUUUCCAUCCUCUUGGCCGACGGCAGAUGUGUGGAACAACCAGGAACCAGUUUGUGCUGCUCAAGAAAGAAAAAAAGCAAUAGUCUAUAGCCAUAGUUAAGUUGAACAUUGCUAAACCACUUUAGCACUUUUCUCAAACAUUUGAGAACCGUCUUUUUUUAAAUUUUUUGUUUCCAAUUAGAUUUAUUUUAAAUAGGCAUUUUUGGUUUUUUUGGUUUUUUUAGGACAGGUUGUUUUUUUUUGUUUGUUUGUUUGUUUGGUAGUGUAUCCAUGGAGACUGCUAACACCGCUCAGUAUCCCACAAUCUGAGUAAAAUUAGAGAGGUUAGUGAGCUGAAGUAGUUUCAUUUACUUAAUCUGUUAAUUUGCCAAAAUGAAAUUGGCAACAAAACAAACAUAUAUACAUAUUUUUUCCUUUUUUCUCACGCAUAGAUUUGAAGUGGCAUGCGUGGCAGUGACCUAGAUAUAGCUUUGUUGUUUUUAGGUGAUAUAAAUAAGCACGAAAAAAAAAAAAACCAUUUCAUUUUAUUUUUAAUUUUAUUUUAGUGUAGGUAGGUGAACCAACACAAAGCAAAGUCCAAAAUAUAUUUCAGAAUUACUUUAAAAUUGUGAAAAAAUAGUUGUUUUAUUUGUAUUUUGAUUGUAGUGAAAUUUGACUUUUCCCUCUAUUUGUGGAUGUGAAGUUGAACAGAUUGUGAUUGUUUUCUCUCAACAGUGAUUUCAUGUUUAUUUAUUGUCUCACUACAGUGCAUCUCUUUUUCUUAUUUUUAAUGAGAAGAACCACAGAUUUUAUCCCAGGCCGUAUGCUUUGAAUGUGAAAAUGGUGACAUUUUCAUUAAUUUAGCUUGCCAGCUCCUGCUUAUGUGCCUUUUAUUAUAUUACAAAUCCUUUUGAUUAGACGAGAGGUAGUUGAUUUUAUUAGCUUCUGCAAAGAUUAGUAAGAAAAGCAAGUUUACACGACUUGUAAUUUUACUGCUGUUUGAAUGAAUGUCGUAGAGUUUACACGUAAAAUGUUGAGCUGAUUUUAAGUUUUGGAGAAGGAUGUUUUGUCUUUUUGAAGGUGUCCAGACCAAAGGAUUCAGAAGAACGCUAAUCACAACGGAUGAAUCUUUUAAUGAAGCAGAGUUUAAUAUUUGAGGACUAUUUUUGUGUUUGUGGGACAACAGUAAGGCUCUGUGCUUACCGAUAAUGUAGGACCUGACUCAAACAUGCAUGUAAUUGAUCACUGGACAAUUUCUAGUUAUUCCCCCGAUCAACAGUUAUGUCCUCAUUUUGAAGAUCAAUAUUAAGUUCAAUAAAUCUUUCACCCUUGAUACGUAAACAAUGUCU